ACGCCGCCGUGAAGCCGUUGUGGCCGCCGAGCCCCGGCAGAGCGUCCCCGGGAGCCCGGCUCCUCGCGACGGCGCGGGCGACCUGGCCAUGUGAACACAUGAAUAGAAGAAGAAAAUUUCUUCUUGCCUCAGUUCUUGCUCUCCAGAAUUCGAGUUUUAUAUAUCCUUCAUGUGAAAAGUGCUUCUCUCGGGUAAUCCUCAUCUCCACAAGGUCAAAUUGUCCAAAAUGUGGCUCUACUGGUGAAGCUGAAAAUGUCAGCUACAGAUACAGACUUUCCUUAAAAGUUGCAGAAUCAAACAGAUUAUUUGGCAUUACUGUAUUUGGAAGCUGCUUAGAUACAUUUUUUGGUCUUACAGCCACUCGUUUGUACAGGUACCUGCAGCAUCCUAAUGAAAUUCCAGGAACACUGGACAGCAACACAACUCAAAACCUAUUAACUAAAGCUGUAGAAACUUGCUUUGUCGGACGGUGCUUUAUUUUUGGAGUGACGAAUUUUGAAAACCACCAUGGACGAGGUUCGGAUUCUAGUCAUUUCCUAAAGCAGUGCCUUGACCGUAAGAGAGAAGUUAAAGCACUGGUAGCUUGCCAGAUCCUUCUACCAUACGCAGGUGUUGCAGGUUUCACUGUCAUUGAUUAUUUCCAUCAGCUUUUGUACCUUUCUGGUUUCAGAAAACUUCACUGUGGCUCCCAGACAACUAAUAGCCACAUUCUUGCUUUAGAACAGUCAAAUAGUGAUCUCAGCAGCAUAUAUGGCUCUGACAAAAUUUCUAGUUUUGAGUCCCAUGUCAGAGAUGAUGUUUCAAGACUCUGGCAGUCAUCAUUUGAACUUACUUCCAUUAUUUCACAACUAACAGAUAGUGAUGACUUUUCGGCUUCAGAACCAAGCAAGGCCACUACUACUCAUCACCAGGACGCACAGUGCAUCUCCUUUGUCAAGGCCACUGGUUCCAGUAGCUGCUGUGACACCAUUCAGGGUUCGUGGAGCAUUGUUUCAUACGAGGAUAAAAAGACUGCAGCACAAAAGUCGGGUAAAGAGCUUGGUUUACAGACUAAUCAGUCAAGUAUAGUUCACAACAGUCAUCAUGAAAUUGGAAUUACUGACUGUGAUUUAUUUCCUUUGAAAACGCAAGAGCCCAUUGAGCCAAAAAAUAAAAAAUUAUUUGACAGUACAGUGGAAAGUAGAUACUCCCAGCGUGAUCUGACAUGUUACCAGCAUCACGAUGUGGAUACUACCCCUCAUCUUCAGGAGAUAUCUGCAUGUUUUCCAUCUUUAUCACUCAGAAUUAAAGAGUUACCUACUGCUUCCGAGGAUGGUGACCUGGAAAUAUGGGAUGAUCUGCCAUUUUCUGAAAGCCUGAACAAGUUUCUGGCAGUUAUCGAAAAUGAGAUUGCUCUAUCCCAGACAGAAGCCAGUAGUAAGAACAGUGACCUAGGUAAUGACAUCAGUGAAGUACGUGAAGACCACAGCAGGUUAUCUGUAACUCCCCAGAGAACUACUGAAGCCUUUCAUAUGCCACCUAUCGCAUUAAGAUCAUCACAGGCAAACUCUAGCAAAGAUAACUACCUUUGGAAUUGUGAAGCUGAUCCAUGCUCUCGUGUUCAGAAGGCGUCUCAACCAGGUAACACGGAGGCUGUCACUAUAAGUAAAAAUGGAAUAGAUACUUCCCUACCACAUCUGUCAGCUGUGUUUCCACCUUCAUCAAAAUAUUUAGAAACAGCAGUCACUUUUCAGAAGUCUGCCAGAAUUCCAUCACUUACAGCUGAAAUUUCACAUACGCAUCAUACAUCACAAAGUGACCAUUCUUGUCUCAAUAUCAAAUAUGUUCAUGAUCGUGAAGAAAAUUCCCUUUCAGAAAUAAAUGAAAAGUUGACAAUUUGGCAUUCCAAGGGGUAUAAGGAUGUUUCUGACCUUUGCAACCUAGAAAAUAAACAAUAUAGGUGGGCAAAGAACCAAGGUGAUAGUUUUGCAAUUUGUAGGAAACUUACAUACCCUUCAGACACUCUUUUCAGUAGUCCAGAUAGAAGUACAGAUACAUUGAAAGAAAUGCCUUAUGAACACAUCAAUGGUAAUGUAACACAGAACUGUUCUUCUAAUGAUGAAGGUAGCUACAAUGCUUCUGCUGAUCUCUUUGAUGAUAGUGCUAAAGAAGUGGACAUUGAAACAGAAAUGAGCAAAAAGUCAAGGGGUAAUUUGGUACAAUGGGGAAAGUCUUUGACAAAAAGUCACCAUAGAAAAUACAAUUUUUCACUGAGAUCACUUUCUGAAAACUCUAUCCAGUCUUCACAAAAGUUAUCCUUGCAAAGCACAUCUGCCUCUUUGUAUCCAAAAACUUGCUUUUCUUCACCUCAUUUUCAGUCAGAUUCAGAAUAUGAUUUUGAAGAUAGUCAAGACUUCAUUCCGUGUUCACAGUCAACUCCAGUUGCAGGAUUCCACCAGACAAGAAUUCAUGGAAUGAACAGGCCUUUUAAAAAAUUGCCUGCCUUUAAAUCAUAUCUUGAUGUUAACUACAAUAAAACAAGGACUUUCUCUGAAAAUAACAAACAGCAAGCUACCUCCAGCUGUCACGAAAAUAUUAAAACACCCAGGCAGAAAUCCAGGAGUCCUGUUUUAUCUAAUAUUAUACAACCCGUGGAUUUCAACAACUGUCUUACUCCUGAGUGCCUUGAAACUGAUGCUGAUGAAUGGGUCCCUCCUUCCACAGAGAAAAGAUUUCUUUCAGAAAUUCUUGAAUUGCAAGCCAGGGGUUUGAGGAAAUGCCUUGCUGCCUGUAAUUCUCCUGUUUCAAAACAGUUACCAAGAAAGAAACUGAAAUAUAUCAAACAAAGAACUAAAAAAUGUUUAAUUAAGGAGUUAAGUACAAAUUCAGACUGGAUUUCCAAAGGGUCAGUUUUAGGACUUGGUUCUUGUUCAGCAGUCAAAUGUUGCCUUCCAUAUUCAGAAAAUUGGCCAUUUUCAGUGUCUGAAAAUAAAGGUGCUUGGUCUCCUGAAUUGUUUUCCCAAAAAAUCGGCUGAGCCAAUUGCUCAACUUGUAAAGGUAAGUCUAUUUGGAAACUUCUGCUUCCAGCGGUUUGCAUAGCAUUCUGGCCAUUUUGAACACUUACUUAAAAAGAAGCAAAUGGAAAAGAGGUACUGUUGUUCCUUUUAAAAUGUUGUAAAGCCAUUUCCUCCCCCAGUGUUUUAACCAGAAUACUUUGAUUCCGUUAACUUGGCACUUUAUCUUAUCUGGUUGAUUAUCUUUAGUAAUAUUGUUAAUUUUGCUCGUGAGAAGUAUUUGUUAAAAUCACAUGUACAUUUAGAAAUAAAGCCUUUGCAACCAAAACUUAGUCUUAAUUGAUCAGCUUACACCAGAAAAUGUCUGGUAUGUAUUAGGCCAAAUACUGUAGUGUAAGUGCCCUUUAUUAUAAGAAUGCUAUCAACUAUUUUUGAAAGGAUGUGAAAUAAAUGUAUAUAAACUUUAAAAUCUACUCUAGCUUCAAUUCAUUAAGCACUUGCUACCAUAUAAUUAGUAAAAAGGUAAUGUAAAAGUAUAAAUAUAAACUGCUAGUUUUUAUUUCCCUAGAGUGUUUACCAAGGAAAACAAAAUAUAGACUACUAAAUUUAACGGGGUAAUUUAAGAUGUAUGGUUUUCUACAUCAGCAUUAUUCAUUUUAACUGAUUUUCUGAAAGGCGUAACUAUACCUUUAUGACAAAUUUUACAUAGGUACCAGAAUAUUAAGUCGUAUCAUGACCACCCACACUUUUCUUUUAGUUACUCAUCAUUAAGGAGUCAAUAGCCGUAUCUGGAGCUUAUACUUAUGUGCAGCCCCUCUGUCAGGUUCUAUCUUCAUCAAAAAGUAUUCAGCAGAUUGUUUAUUAAAUUCCAAGAAUAUACCUGACAUUGGUAGAUUUCAGUCCUCAAGAUGCUCAUACUCUAACAAAUGAUGGCACAUACUUUAUAUCAUUUAACAUUCACACCAUCCUCUGAAAGAGGUAUUAUUAUCCCAUAUCCUCUACUUUCUGUAAAACAGAAAUAAUACCUCUUAAAGCUGCUGUGAGAGAUAAGAUAAUAACUGUGAACAUGGUUCCUGCCGUCAGUGUUCCUUCCACACCACCACACCUGUCAGUGUAAGAAUUUUCUUUUCUUUCCACCUACUACUUUAUCCCUUAGAUUCCAUUUCAAAUUAGCAUCUGCUGUAUAGUUUCGAUACCUUCAGCCUAUUCUAAUUCCUUGUAGCCACCAUCGCCUUGCGCCGUCAGUCUUCUAUUAAAAUUCAGUCCUUUUCUGACCCCAUCCUUCUCUAAGCACCCAAAGUAGUUUUUGAAAUACUUCAUCACUGAUAUUGGUGUGAAUUCUAUAGAAAACAAUUUGGCAGUAUCUAUGAAAAAUUUUAAAUCCAUGUGCCUUUUAAAAGCAGAUAUUCUGUACAGCAUUGUUUGAAUAGCAAAUUAGUGAAGCAAAUAUCUAUCAGUAAUGAUUUUACAUGUGUAGAGUAUUGCUGGAAGGAUACACAAAAUCUAUUGAAAAAAAAAGCAAAGUACAAAACAUUGUAUUUUAAAAAUAUAUAAUCAUGCAUAUUUCAUGAGUUCAUAACAAUAUUUUAAGAACGAGUCACCUUCAAUUGAUGAUAGAAAACUAAUUACUGGAAAAACUGAUAAAAACAAAGGGAAAGAAAUAUCUUUUAUAUGA
Talpa occidentalis (Iberian mole) is the source of this 4668-nucleotide messenger RNA. RefSeq names its product DNA damage induced apoptosis suppressor (gene DDIAS). The transcript is spliced from 5 exons. The record is from RefSeq and is a predicted model, not a curated record. Gene Ontology annotation, cellular component: nucleus; cytoplasm. Gene Ontology annotation, biological process: negative regulation of intrinsic apoptotic signaling pathway in response to DNA damage. The coding region runs from base 99 to 3014 and encodes 971 amino acids. NCBI's taxonomy places the organism in Eukaryota, Metazoa, Chordata, Mammalia, Eulipotyphla, Talpidae.